Molecule: messenger RNA, 15636 nt
Organism: Ochlerotatus camptorhynchus
Lineage: Eukaryota; Metazoa; Arthropoda; Insecta; Diptera; Culicidae
Exons: 7
Coding region: 3000-13646 (3548 amino acids)
Biological process (GO): negative regulation of transcription by RNA polymerase II
Cellular component (GO): nucleus
Molecular function (GO): protein binding; transcription corepressor activity
Source: RefSeq, a predicted model, not a curated record
AAUCAGUCAGUCGAAUAUGCGUGCGUAGUACCUACCCGUUUCCGUACCACGCCGCUUCACUACUACUAAACAUCCCACAGACAGACACGGUGGAGUUAGUGCUGAUGUGUGUACUUCUGCGGAUUGGUUUGGACCACCAUCCUUCAUUCGCCACCACCCCCCACACCCAACCCGAAUGUUGAACAUAUUACAUACUCAUUCAUCUCUCGAGCGAGCCCCAUCAGCUCACCUUAGUAUGUAGAGCACAGUGUGUGACUUGCAGCGCAGUGCUUGACGUUUAGUCGCCAUCUUCGAUUUUCUUUUGGUUGUUUUAAAGUGGCCAACUUUAAUUUUCAUUCUUUGGACCUAGGAAAUCUGCCUGACUCGACGAGAAGUUUCUGUGGAACGAGCAAUCGAGUGCAUUCCACGGUUUGUACCGGUAUGAAGAAGCAAACGAUUGUGGUGGGUACCGUUGCUUGAGGCUCUUAUUCAGCAUUAAAGAGCUUGCCGAGCGCGGUUGGGAAAAGCACACGAAGCAGAAACCAGCUGCUGAAGCCCAGUUUUGCCCCUGCUUUGGGGUUUGCAAGGUGGUAGACGACCUGCUUGCGUGCGGUGGCGGCAAGUGGUUGGUGGGUGCUGCGGGCGGAAUCGGAAUCGGCGGAAGCCUCCUCAAAGAAGAGACUCUCGUCGUCGUCGUCGUCGUCGUCACUGUAGUUGUGGUUGUGAGUCGAGUGUGUAAAUAAAGUUGAAUCAAACGAUAGCGAAGCGAUACCGAGAACAAGCAGAGCGUGAGCGGAGCGAAGCGAUCGUCGUGGGCCAGUGUGAGUUUGGAGCUCCGUGUUCUGCCGGAGAGGAGACGACGAAACCUGUGCACAGAGCCAACAAGAGGCGAAGGAAGCAGCAGAAGAAGCACGACCGGCGACAGAUCGAAUCGAGCGAAAGCAGAGACGACGGCUAGGGAUUAUCCAUUACAAAAUAUUUAUAAUUAUCAUCACAUAACAGGCAGCAGGGGCACGAACAAUAACAACAACGAACGACUACCUACUCUCCUGGCACGAACACAGUGACGCAAGGAGCACGAACGAAGCGCGAAACAAAGAGAUUGCACGCACACUGUGACGAGUGCGCGUGGUGAGAGCGAGAGCGAAGUGCAUUCGUGAGUAUUCGGCUGCUUCGGGCAGAAGGCCGAAGUGCGAGCACUGGGGGUUCGUGGAGCCGAACGACUCUCGCUCGCUGUCAGUCGUCCAGCAGUAGUCGAGCGGUUCGCACGUAUCGUAUGGUGUCACGGCUCGUCGCUCGUCCGUACAUACAUAUAUGUGUGUAUUCAUUCGGUCGCCCUUGGAAAUAGUGAUUGAGAAAAAAGGUUUUUAAUUUUUUUUUUCGUUCGUUCGCUUGCUUUUGUACAUUGUGUGUAUGUUUCGAAGUGAAGUGAAGGAUACAAGAAGACGAAGCAAAAGAAGCAGCAAAAUAUGAAAGAAGUGCUUUUGUGUGGUGAACGAGCGUGUCCGUGUGUCUGUGAUGCACCACCAGGGAAGAGGUGAAAAGUUUUUACUGAAAAAUUUCUGUCCGUGCAAGCAGAAGUGAGGCAGCCCCAGUGCGGUUUUCUCGUAAACUGCGGCGAUACAGUUAGAGAGUAGUGGGGGAUACGGCCUAUCGGAAGUGGGAUUUCCAAACUCCGUGGAAAUCGGCAAGUAUUGUGAUCGUUGCGAAACGCGAACAAACCGUGAUUUUGAUUGCCCCCAUAAAGUGGUGGAAAGCAAUCGAUUACGAAAUCAACAAACGCGAAGCCCUGAAAUUUCGCACGCGUGUAUAUCGUGCGUUAAACAGUCAACUUUCCCCCGUUAGAUAUCCGAUUACGGACGACGAUACCUCCUCUGUGGAGUUGGGUGUCGAGUUUUUCACCAACCGCCCUCCGUCGUCGGUUGUUGGCUGGAAGAAACAAAGGAAAGCUACCUACCCCCGAAGGAAUAGAAAACGGAACAAACCAGUCAGAAGUAGAAGCAGUGUUGCAAGAAAAGUUCCACGCGUACAUGUGGGCAAGAAGUGAGGCAAGUGUGUGUUCCCGUUGAAAAGCUAGUGUUGGUGCCCAAGUGUUCGCGAGCUCGCUUCGGUGUUGGUUAUUGGCACCUGAUUUGAUGACCAUUGUUUCUUCGCGUACUGCUAAACGAUCCCGUGUGUUCCGUGAGUGUGUGGGCGCAGCAAAGCUGCGGAAGAAUCGAAAGAAACCAUCAAGAUAAACGGAAAAAUGAGAUGAAUAAUUGUGCAAUUACUGCCGGUUGGCUAUUAAUCUUUGGCUAAACUACGAAUUGGUCCGUCCGGAACCUCUCUCAGUGUGUGUGUGUGUGUCUGUGGGUUCGUGUUUAUUUUUUGUGAAAGAAACCUCAGUGUGCCGUGAAUUGUCCUGAGAUUUAUUGUUAUUUUCGUGAAUCGACGGCAGCGACUAGUUGUGUCUGCAAAAUAGUGGGUUGGUGCUUUCGUGAAGACCCCGAGAAAGAUGUCGUUAUCACCGUUCCGUUGGAUUACAAAAGCAGUAGCCGCAGCACUAGCGCUAGCACUACGCCCUGUGUGCAAUAUGGAUUAAGUAGGUGCUAUUUUUAGUGUCGCCGUCGCCUGCUUCGUCGCCACUGCUGACGUGAAUGUGUGUGACCCCAUUCUCGGGCGCUACUGUAGUCUGCAACAUUUUACGUAUUUUGUUUUUUUUGGAUUACCCGUCUCCGUCGUCAUCGAUUCGUUGAUAGCUGCCCGCUAAUUGUUGUUGCAUUGUGAAGUGCAUCGAAAGCAAACCAGGAAUAGGCGUAGUUUGUCGGUUGCAUCUCUGCAAUCUUUGUCCCACGGUGAAAUGUGGCCCGAAGUGGAGUGAGAAGCUGAACACAAGAGGAUAACAAGCAAUCACAAAUAAACAAAGCAGAAAAGCUGACAAAUGUGGCACAAAGAAGAAGAAGAAGCAGAAGAGACAGUAGUUCAUUUCACCGGAAGCAGCACUAGCUAGGGCACCGUCAGCAGCCGAUCAAAUUUAGAACAUGGAGCCAACACAGGACGCAGCCUCGCCGCCAGAUCAGUCGCAACCAGCGACGGAUCCGUUAGCGAUUGAGCAGCCCGAUCAACAGGAGCCAGGUUCCGUUGCUCCGGAACCAGUUUCUACUACGGAGUCAGAGUCCAUCGAAGAGGCUGCAUCUGCUCAACCCCCGGGAGGGCCACCACCGGACCCUUCCGCUCAACAAGAACCUGCUCCGCAGGAAACGCAACAUCAACCACUGCUCACCAAGAGCCCUCCGGUUGAAUCAUCUUCAUCGGAAGUGGUUACGGUCAACUCUUUGGAAAAUGUGAUCAAAUCUCCAACUCAGGAGCCGAUGGUUGAUCCGCUGGCUCCUAGCGAACCCCUACCGGCCGUGCAAGAGGAAUGUCAAUCGAUGGAACCUGUCAAGGUCCGUACACCCCCAGCGGAGGAACCUCCGCUUCCCAAGGAAGACAAACCAGAUCCCUCAACUCAGGAAAGCACCGGUGGCGUAAGCAGCAGCAAUAUGUCCGAACCGGUUCAACAGAGCCAGGUGUCCGAAGAGGACACCCCGACCAAUUCUCAACCAACUUCAUCAGAUAAACCAACGACCUCGACUGUGGUGGAAACUCCAACGAUUGCUCCGAACAAUUUGAAACCAUCCAACGAGGUCCCUACCAGCAGUAGUAGUAAUACCAACAGCUUUACCGGCGGCAGCGGCAGUAGUAGUGCAACCAACCUUGGCAUGCGGAAUGCCGUAUCUAGUGAUAAUAGUCUAAAGAUAAACGGUAUUAGUGAUCUUAGCAUACUCGAUGUUACCCAAGGUAACGACGACGAGAUUGAAGUGAAAGUCGAAGGUGGCAGCCUUAUGCACAAGGUGAUAAAAUUUUCGCUCCUCAAUGGAAUGCAAGACAGUAGCAAACGGCUAGAAAACAGUAGGUUGAUUAUGAGUGGUGUUGGCAGCAAUCCCACCAUUGAGAAGACCCUGGCGACGACUUCGUCGCUCGGUAGAACCGCUCUCGGAGGAGGUCCUCUGAGGCAGAAUGAUAAAGCAAAGGAAGAAGGAUUUAAAGGGGGUGGUGGUGAUACGUUUGACAGUUCAAAGACUACACCACCGGCGUGUUCAAGUGCACGUCCCGCCUCGGCGGAACCUAAUUCGUCCCUCAGCAGCUCCAACAGUAACAGUAGUGACAGUGGCAGCAAUGCGAACAAUAGUGACAGUUCUGAAUCGAAACCGAACCGGACAGAAGAGCCUAGCGAUCGGCUGAGGCAUUCCGUCGACAGCAACGUUAGCAGUGGUACUUGUGCGGAGAAUGUCCGUGAAGAAAGUGUUAGUGAUACUUAUAGCAAAAGUGUUUCGCUGGACUUUCGAGAGUGGCCCCAGACAAGCUCCGGUUCGACAGUUCCUGCAUCCUCCAGUCCUACUACGACAACCACCACGACUACAGUGGCAGCAGUCAGCACUGCAGCUUCAUUAGAGCAAUCUACCAUUAACCAGGAGACUGAUCAAUCCAUGAACGCAGUUGGCGCUGCGCCGGUAGCAAAACGCUCCAAAGCGAUGUAUUACGCCGAGAUGCCAGACUUCAGCAAGCCCAUGUUCUCGACGCCGAGUUCGACUGCGACGACUCCUUCAUCUACCACUUCGGGAAGCGAUCGUAACUGCUCCGCUCCACCGAAAAGCCUCAGUCAACUACAGAUGAAGACUCCCGACUUUAGUCGCAUCAUUGGCUCUCCGUCAAGUUCGAACGUCAUCCCACCGUCUUCGACUCCGGCAGGGCAAACACCGGUAUCAACAACCACUUUGCGAUCCCACGAACUACAGAUAGCUAAUCCAGAUUUCUCGAAGAGUUUCGCAUCCAAAACUCAGCAAUCGAUGCCGUUCACAACUUCAGCGUCUUCGUCCAGACCGGAUGACCGGUCGGCGUACAUGAAUCCGGCUUCGUUUGCCGAGAUCAGUAAACAGCGAAACUACAUCAGUGACCUGCAGCUCAAAAACCCCGCCUUUCCCGAAAGUGCAACUACCCAUCCUAGUGUUGUGAAAGCCCCACCAUCCAGCCUUCCACCAGGUCCAAUGAGCCUGAACAACUACAGAAUCGACCAGAAGCCAUCGGUCCUGUCGAAACCGUACCCGCCGAGCCUGUACCGGCAGGAACCUCCCCCUGCCCAAGUACAGCUGGAAGAACCCAAAGCUCACGUCAUUCACAAAGCUUCCAGCAAUCCAGAAGCUUCAAAACCCUGGAAUCCAGUUACGGAGUACAGUUCCAAGUCGUACAGUCAACAAAACGAACGGGAUCGUUACCCUCAUCAGUACCCCACUGGUCCCAAAGGUCCUCCACCGCUAACCAGUGAACCUCCUCCUCCUCAAGCUUAUCCCGGAUAUCCACCGUAUCCGGCUAGGAAAAGCAACGAGCCAACUCCUUCCUCCAUUGCUGCAGCGCACCCUGGAGGAACCAUCAAGCCGUACUAUCCUGAACAGCAACAAACACCCCUCUCCAAAUCGAAGGAGCUGGAAUUCCGAUUGGAGCAAAAGGAGAAGCAACUCCGCCAGGAGGGCACCAUCAUUACCCUCAAACCCAACGAAAAUCGCCCCCCGGGCAACAAUCCCCCGCCAGCGCAAAGUCCACACUAUCCCCCUCAACCGUACCAUGUUGCGCAAGCUCGAUCGCCUUCCACGGAACGACGUAACGAGACUCAGGAAAUCCUCUACCGUGACUUCAAGCUCAAACAGUCAUACGAGAUGCCACAGCAGUCUUCUAUAAGGGUGCCACCACCCUCAAGACUCCAGGAUGAACCUCGAUCUCGUUCCACCCAGGAAUCCGUCGUUCCCCGAGAUCGAUCACCAUACGAUCCGUACUAUCGGGGAACUCAACCCCCCGCCCCAAACCCAUCUUCGUCCAAGUACUAUCCUCCACCCGAACAUCACAAACAAUCCGUAAGUCCUGCUUUGUCGGCUACUCCAUCACCGACGCCGCUCCAUGCCCAAAACCGGAGCCCCGUACCGAUCCCGAGUAAUAAUAAACCCUCCCAACCCGGUCCCAGCGGUAUGAUGCACCCACCGUCGAACUGGCCAAACCAAAGCCGAGCGAUCCCUAGCCCACACGGAAGCUCAACCUCUUCGCCCUUAUCUGUACCAGCUUCAGUGAGUCCCAAUCACUUCGCACAUCAGAUGAACUCGCCCAGUCCGGUGCAUUCUUACGUACCUCUACCGGGAUCGACUCACGGCUCCUACAAAUCGCCUAGUCCCUCACCGUCUUCCUCAUCGUCUUCGUAUGGUGGCCCUGCACCUCAUGGUAUGCCCGCUAACAAGUACACUCAGUACUAUCCAGCCGGAAAUGGAGAACGCGUGGUAAGCAUCGAAAUCAACAAAGAGACCUUUAAACCUGGGCUCAAGGAGUUGGACUUCAACAUGGAGCAAAAGUUUGCCGAAGUUUACCAGGCGCAUCAACUCAAGGAGAAGCAAAUAGCUGCGGCUGCAAGCAAGAUUGUGGAUCCCCAUAGGUCACAAGCCUACCCUGGUGGUGCUGCCGGCGAGUACUCCUAUCAGGCUAAACCACCAUCGGACAGAAGACCUCAAGAGCCGUAUCGGGAUGAAUACGGCAAUAUGUCUCGAACCGUAUCACCGUCCGCACAGCAUCUCCAACCAAACCGUUACCCAUCGCAGGAGAAUCUCAACCACUACGGACAGUAUUAUCAGCAACGUGCAGGUCCCGACAUGGAUGCACGUAAAUCUGAACCUCAGCUGUACAAACCCUCAAGUCGAGAUGCUUCGCCCGCUCAGCGAUACGGCUCUAGCGAACAGCUGUACCACCACUCAAAACAACCGGUCUACCCACCACCGCAGUCUUCAUCAUCCAAAGCACCUCCUCAACAUGCAAUGUAUCCCCCGGCGGGUAGUGAGCCCCCCGGUCCAUCAGCUCAAUACGGACCGGCUGGCAAGAGUCCUUAUCCAAAUUCUCCGUACGAGCGACCGCCGGAAAAGCCAUCUGUGAUAAGUAAUACCUACAGUCAAGAUCGAGGCAGCGCUCGCCCAGCAUAUCCCGAAUCAAGACAACAUCCUCCCAUUGAUGCUUACCCGGCCGCAGGUCAUCCAUACCAGCCGGCAGUACCGCCAGCAAAAUCGGCAUCCUCGCACCCCUACCCACAUCACGCCAAUCAACAACCGGUGCCUUCAACCAGCAGAGAUCCUGCUGCUUGGCACUAUCAGCAACAGCCUACACCACCUCAGCCAGGACCCUCGGGGUACAACCACGACCGACAUCCGACAGUUGUGAGGGAUGAACGUCAAAACCCCGUCAUUCAACCGCCAGUUAACAAGAACAUCCCUGUAAAGGUGAUCGCAACGACUAACCCUACGCCAGCAGCACCAUCUUCCACAACGAUAGCACCAGCCACGAGCACUACCAAGCGAGAAUCUCCAUUGGAUCUGUCGGUGAAAACUAUCAAAACCAAAGCCGAUUCCACAGGUUGCGAUGACUACGGUCAUAGCAGUAGAAGUCGAGAUGCCGUGCCCAAAGUAAAUUUCAAUCCAAACUUCAAAAAGCAUAUUCCUAGUACGCCCGAACGGCAACCCCAGGACAGUCGGGUACCUCAUCCUGUUCAACCAUCGCAACCUUACCAUCCUCAUAUGGCGAGGGAGCCUCAACCGAUUCCUCAGCAUCAUCCACAAAUGCCACAACCGGGAUCUUCGUCCAAACCAUCACCGGCUAUGGCACCUCAUCCCGAUCAUCGGCAAAUGCCAGUGAUGGGUUCGGUCAUUCCUCCUGGUUACGAUAAGAAGACGGAUGCUUACAUGUCUACCAACUAUCGGGCCGUAGGUGGUCCCGCAGAGGUUCGAGAUGCGCGAUACGUUCAAGAUAACCGCUAUCCACCUCAACAAAUGCUGCGACCCAUUCAUCCAGAUCUUCGCGAUCAACCAGCUCCGUACAGAGCACCACCUGGUUCCUAUCCCCAACGGGUACCUCAUGGGGCACCCGUACCUCCAUAUCAGUAUCAAAACAUGCCUUCCAAAUCGGAACCCUACUAUCCUAGUAACACAAAGGCUGGAGCUUCCGCAUCAAGCAGAAGCGUGUACUACCCGCCACAUGAAAUAGCUCGGAGCAGUAAGCAUCCUUCGGGCCUUCAGAAGAUCUCCAUGGACGAUCCUCGUAUUGAAGACCGCAAAUUUGUCGAAAGCAUGCUCAAAAAGCAGGCAUCCCCAUCGGCGGAGGUCAUCGCUGACCUGCAGGCAGGGAAGUUCUCCACCAGAAUACCUUCCACACUGGCACCAGCCAAGAAACGCCCCGCAGAAGCUAUCCCGAAGACGUCUCCACCGAAGGUACCUCGCGUCGAAGAACAAAAUCUCCAUCGACCAUACGAAAAUAUUUACCGCUACCCACCGCAACCAGGACCUGCAGCGCCACGGGACUAUUACCCCGUCCCUAUCAAACACGAACCAGCUAGUCCUCAACCUGCUGGAGUUUACUACGCUGACAAGCGAUCCGAGGUUCCCUCGAUAACUCGAGGUGUCUUGAACACGGCUCAAAGCCAACCUCCGUCAUCUGCGGCGAGCCACUCGGUUCUUCAAUCGAAUAUUCAACACAAUACUCGUCCAAUGGAUUCUCAUACAUCGGUAAUCACCAGUUAUCAUCCUCCGGGCAGCAAACCUGAAGUCCUCAGACCUCAGGAUGAAUCUCCACAUCAGAAGGACUAUCGUCAUCAUCAACAACAACAGCAACAACAACAACAACAACAACAACAACAACAACAGCAGCAGCAACAACAACAACAACAGCAACAACAACAGCAUCAACAACAACAGCAACCACAACAACAGCCGUAUGGUCAACCGGAUGACCGGGUUUUUUAUUCCACACCGGAGCCCUUUCGUCACGGCCACGGUGAUUCAAAGUACUUUGGAUCAUCGUUAGAAAAAACCCCUUCUCACUCGAUGAACCAUCCUGAAACAACCAUCAACCACCAUCAACAACAACCGACCGUUGUGAUGCAACCGCACAUCCAGUACAGUGGUCAUCAACCACCACAGCAAACAACUCCGCACUGCAAACGUCCCGAGGUUGUGCAAAGUCCUCCCCGGUCAGAUUUCUACAGCUCCCCAAACCAUGUCGCCCGAGCUCCCAGCAUUGUGGAAAAUUACCAGAGUAGAUCAUUCGAGAAUGUACCUCGUUUGAUCAGUGAUGCUUCGAAGCCAAGUCCAGAAGACCCAACACCUCCACAUUUGCACUCCAGCCAAGAAUUGCUCAAUCAAGCAUUGCCUGCUCCAUCACCACAGCAUCGCGGUGUGGAUCAAUCCGUCAUCUCCAAGCUCCGUACUAGCCUUGAGCAAAAGGAACGCUUUAACCAACUUCGUAAGCAGACUAGUUCGGAGAUGUCCGAAGAGGACUCCAAACCACCGGAGGUGAAUUCGUUUCCUCCCUCGCAUUUUCGUUCAAAAGGAGCUAUGAAGGCGUUCACUCCGAUCCCAAAUUUUGACAUGCCAAACUGCACACCCCAAUCGGCGCAACAACCCCCGCCACCGAAGGCCGAAUCUUCACGACCACCCAGCCCGAUCAAAUCGGAACCGGUGGAGGUCCCGAAAGAACCUAUCGAACCUCCAGCGGAUAUUGAAGGAGCCUCCGCGCUGGACAUUCUCGAUUGGGGCAGUGCAUGUAACGAAUUCGUUGAACAGCUGCAAACCGGCAAGAAGCGAGGUCGACGAAAACGGGGAUCGGCUAUCAAGCACGAUCCGGAUCAGCUGACGUCAAUGCCAGAUGAAGGCUUCAGGAUCGAUCUCCCCGGAACGACUAACAGUGCACUUUCGGAAAUUCCUCAAGAGGUGCUCAAGUCCGCGACGCUGGAGAUUAGAGAUCCUGCAAGCUCGAGUGAUGAGGACAAGCCUCUGCAUCUACUGAAGCAGCUGUACAGUUCAACGGGGGAGCUAAAGGAAGAGCAGAUGCAUGCGAUACGGAAUUCUACGAUGGAGAAGUUGUCGGAAAAGAUUGCGAGGAAUAUGCGGGAGAAGCAGCGGUUGGAACAGGAACAGAAACACGAGGCAAAGCUAGGAAGAUGCAGCAGUUCGGAAGAUGAGUCCGAUACGAAACGGCUCCGUCAGCGAACGAAGUUGCGAGCGAGGAAGCUAAGGAAUAGGUUGAGUGUACCACUCAAAUCAUCCGAUGUGAAUACCGACGAAGAAGAUGAAGAGGAAGAACAUCAGGCGAGAGAUUUGAGGAAGCGAAAGCACGUGGAUCAUACCUCGACGGAAUCGGAAGCGGGGAGUAAUGUGAAAAAAGUGAACCGUUGUCAGACACAGGUGAAGCAAGAGAAUGGGUCUGACUUGAGUACGGACGAAGAAGAUCCCAAGUCGAGGUCACCCGGGAAGAAGGAUGCCACCAGACCGGAAGUGAAAAGAGAGAAUGCAAAGCAAGCAGCUCAUUCGGAUAGCGAGUCAAACGAUGUAAAGACGAAGGAUUCAGUGGGUGGUAAGAAAAACUGUGAAGCGGAUGAUGCAUCCAGUGGGAAUGAGUCUGAGAGGAAUGAGAAGGGCGCAAAGAAAAGUGGUUCAAGAAAGUCUGUGAAACCAAGGACUACGUCCAGGUCGAGAGUGGUGGAAGAGUCUUCGGAAAGUGAAGAAGAGACGAUGACCCGCUCCAGGAGCAAGCUGGAGAUGGAGAAGCGACGGUCCAACAGCAAAGUACUGCGAAACGAUAAGAUCGUGGGAAAUUUUGUGAGGGAAAGGAAGAAGUCGGAGAACGUCACACCUCAGAAAGGGAGGAAAGGAGCGGUAAAUGUGAAGUUGGAGGCAAGUAAGAAGAGAAUUCUGGACAGCGAUUCGGACUGCAAAACGGUUAGUGGUAGGAAGCGUGCGAGGAAGACUUCGAAACUGCAGACAACUUCCCCAUCGGAGAGUUCUGAGGAAAGUGACGUGGAAACUGUGUCGGAGCGCUUGCGUUCCAGGAAACCGAAGUAUUCGGAAACAUCAGCGCCUUCGUCUGCUUCGAAACGAGGCAACAGCCAAGACAACCGAACGCCGUCGAAAGGAGUGGACAAGAAGAACAUCAAACCGGAGCAACCGAAAAAGCGAGGACGUCAACCGAAGAAGACUUCACAGGAUUGUGCGUCCGAGAAUACCAGUGAGAACUUUUACCCUGGAUGGGAGAAAGAAUUAUACGAGUUCAAACGAUCGCUGAAGGUCCCUCCGGAGUUAAUCACGAUCGGAGGUCGUCGCUAUGUGCAUCGUAUAUCGACGUCCCUGCCGGAUCUGGAAUCACAUCACAGCGACGAGUCGGAAACUUUCUCGGAGAUUGUAAAAAAGAUCACCCAGAACGAAACUUCCACGGGUAAGAAGAUCAAAACCAAGGCCGCUUCCAAGCAAUGUCAUAAGAAUAACCACAUGACCAAGGAGCAACAGGCAGAGGAAAAGAAGAUUGAUGGGAAUAAAAAGUUCACGUCGAUCAUCGAGAUUCUGCAUGAGCGAAUGCUGCGACAUGUUAAACUAGCGAAGGCUCGGAAGGCAAAAGGUAAGGAUGAUAAAGAGGCUUUGAAACCUAAGCAGGAAUUUGAGCUGCUUCCAACGCCCGGGGCCGAGAGUGAAGCCCUGUUCAACCGGAAGAAGAAGUCUCUUUUUGAUACGGCAAUCUUCAAAUCCCGAACCCGUACAGAGCAGAAGGUGAUGCAGAGCAAAGAGAUAAUUCGGGAGGUUUUUGGAGGUGACGAUGAACGACCUCAGUCGGCUCCACCGUUAGCUUGCGUCCAGGAAGUGAAGAACGUGACGUACGACGAGAUGUACAAUGAAAUGCUGACGAAGAGCCACGACGUAGCUACAUUUCUUGCUCAGAAGAAAGCACAAGAAGCCGUUGCAUCGAGCUCAGGUCUAUCCGGAUCGGCAGUGAAGAUUAAGAUCGAAGAUCUGGACGACGAAACUCAAGACAGUGUGCUGAAGGAUUCCGAGCGGAUAACCGAGGAGGGCGAUACGCCUUCGGUUGUGUCCGAACGGGACCUUGCGACACCGGUGUCGUUCAAAGGAAGCGUAAAGAAGAAGACUCACAAGAGCCGCCGGAAAGGGAGUUCUGGCUUCGACUACAUCCGCAAGAAGAAGAAACCCGUGGUGAAUAAUGGAGAACACAGUACUCCGGCGGUACCUAAAAAGAAGGUGGUGUCGGUUUUUGACAAUCUGGAAACGAAGGACGAAUCGCACAUCAACAAGGAGAUCCGGAGUUGGGUGCUGAACAAGGGUGUAGGGGAGAGUGUUAUGCAUAAGGCAGCCAGGCUUGGAUACACGGACGUGAUUGUCUAUUGCCUGGAACGUUUGGAGAUGGAUCCGGACAUGAAGGACAAUGCAGGUUACACUCCGCUGCAUGAGGCUUGUGCCAAAGGUCACCUGGACAUUUGCCACUAUUUGCUGCAAUACGGGGCAAGCCAUUCGGAGACGGCUCUGUCCGGGAUCCGACCGCUUCACGAAGCCGUGGAGAACUCCUUCAUCGAGGUUGUCCGGCUGUUGUUGGCAUUCGGUGCCGAUCCAAUGUUGGCAACCUACGCCGGUCAGACACCGAUUCAGCUGGCAGAGAACAACGAGAUGGCACUGUUUCUGGAGAAUCACCUGUACGACAUCCAGAGCACCAGUCCGGUUAAGACCGGUUGGAAGCUGGACGGACCAUGGAAGACUCACGAUCCCGAGGAAAGUGGUUGCGAUAUCCUGGUAGAUAUUCCAGGUUUCUCCGAUGACGAUAAUCUGCAGAACAGCUCCAACAUUACCGAGCGUUCCAUGUUAAGCAACUCAACGUACUCAACCGAUACGCUGGACAGCAGCAGGCCACCAUCGCUAUAUCUUCCACCUCCGCCACCACCGCUGGCCCCACCGGCACUGCCGCCACCGCACGUUCAGCAACCGAUCCCAAAAAAGUGCGAUUCUAACUCCAACAUCAUGAACUUUGAAGUCAAGAUGGAGCAGGAAUUGAAGUACAAGGAUUGCGCCGUAGUUCUUAACGACAUCCACGAUCAAAACGAACCUAGAUGUACCGUCGGCAACAACAACAUCAUCACUAACAACAACAACAACAAUAACAACAACAAUGGAUCUUCCACGUACGUCAACGGACAGCUGCAGGCGGCAUCAACCACAGUGGAGGUCAAGACGGAGCCGGUGGAAGAUUGCAUUCCCCACACUAACGGGUGUCGAUCGUUCGAGGAAAGCGAUGAAGAGGAUAACGACGACAACGACCAGGGCCAGGAUCAGGAUGACGACGACGACGACGACGACGGGGAGUUUGUGUUUGAGUACGAGGAAGCCGAACGGCCCCUGCCUCCGUUGUAUCUGCUGAAGGACGAGGCCGCCGGGGAAAAGUGGGUCCUGAUGUCGGAUUUGUGCAACUUUUUGAAGCUCAAGUCCAAGGAAGCCGUUUUGAGACAGAUCUGCUCCAGCACAACCCCAAUAGCUUCCAGUAACCAAACCAACAACAACACAACGACCACCACCACCACCACGAGCGCCACCACCAAUGUAACCAACGGAACCAACGGUACCAACCGGGAAAUGAUCCGGGAGCUCAAGCUCGACGACUUCCUAUCGCAGUCCAGCUGCCUGCAGUUACUGUACGCCGGCGAGAAGCUCAACAUCAACUCCAACAAGGUCGUGCUGGUCAAGUACAACGAUAACGUCCGCAAUCUGCUCCAGGUCCAAACGGUGGUCACCAAAAUCUAGAAAUUCGGGCAGAAACCAGACGGCAGAAGAAGUAUGACUGAUAUUUAGAGAACGAUGGGGGAUGGGGGAGGGGUUAGAAAGGAACCGUAAUAAACGAACAAGAGAAUAUGCCUUAAAAUACGUAGGGGGACGGUGAGGAGAGAAAGAAGUGAUUUUUUUUUUCGAGUAGAGAAUCUGGAAACCGGAAAGACUUACAUUGAAACAAAAAUUGGCAAACGGCUAGAUCAAAGAAUCAGUUUGAAGAAAACGGAACAAAACUUGCUCAGGUUACACGAUAGGGACAGGAGGGAAAUGUUGUUUUUUUUCUAUUGUUUACCAGUGCUUUUUACGAACAAAUUUUCGAUUGGCAGCUUGACCGCCGCCGCCGUCGUCCAUUAGUAAGCCCUGAUUUCGAUUGUUCGAUUACGAAGGAACAGCAAAAAAACAAACUAAUAGAAACCCAAACUGGAGACUGAGUAGAAGUAAAAACACACUCAAGCAAAACCAGAAACAAUAGAAGACUAACAGGAAACAACAACACUUACCAAACCCGGAAAGACGGAACUCGCAAACCCGUGUGCCUUCCGUAUACGUGUGUGGCAACUUUUUGUUUGUUUGUUUGUUUCGUCGACUGUCCGUCUGUCGCCUAGCAACAUUCGAGCAAAACAUCACACUCACACAAUCGUACUUUAAUAUUUUUUGUUUCGUUGCUUGUUGACAGCAGCAUUUGUUUGUUUUUAUUUUAUGUGUUUUCAUCCCAAACAUAUGAGAUUCGACAGUAAUUUUAUGCUACAAUAUUGUUCAUAAUUUUUGAGGCGAAAACGAUCGUUUUCUGUUCUGUACUUUUAAAUUUUAGUUAGAAAAUCAGUUUCCAUUAACUUGUAAGUGUUAGUUUUGAUGAUUGUGCAUAUGCGGAACUGUUCUGUUUUUUUUUUAGUGUGAAUGUCGGCUUGCAGAAAAAUAUUUAUUUUUAGUUCAAAUUUGCUUGUUUUUAGUUAACCCAUACAUUUUGUUUUAAAUAGUAUUAUUGUAGCAAACAGGUGUAUUUUAUGUUUCAAUGUUAAAUAUAAACCGCACUCUCAAUUGUUUCCCAACACCGCUUAUUUAACUAGAAAAAAAACAACUGAAGUGUAGACUCGACUUUAGGAAUGGUUGGAGCCAAUCCAACCGAAACUGUAACUACUACUAUUAUGCUAUUAUAUUUGUGCACUAAGUGCAGAAACCUAACGGAAUAAGAUUGAAGGAAACUUUAAACAAAUUCUACACACUCUGAUUGUUAUCAGUUUACAAGUUCAUUGGACAUCCGUGCAGCAGCUGUAUAGAAUAAAAUUCGCUAGAGUAGAUAAGUUGUAAACUGUAUUCUUUUUUUUUUUUGGAAAGCUAAUCAGCGGCUCUUCAGCAGCGGGAUGGGAAUCAAAUGCUAGUUUUUAACUCGAUGAAGCAACACAGUGUACUCAAAAAUCAAAACGGAGAAAGCAGCGAGCGGGGAAUGAUGGUUUCAUAGAGUGAAGCAGCAUAAAAUCUGUAGCAGAUAGGAAAAUGGUGAGGGGGUUAAGUAACAUUUAGGAACCAACGUACGGCUGGAGAAACAGAGCGAGAGUGAUUCUCACUUACGGAAAGUUUUGUGCAAUCGGCUUAAAAUGAAAUUUGAUUCUUACGAUUAUGAAAUAAAUUUUUGAUUAUUAUUUUGUAUUGAUAUAAUUUAGUAAAAAUCAAAGUAUGUCGAUAUGUAGCGGAGAAGAGAGAAGAAAAAAAGAAACAAACAAACCAAUUAUGGGCUAACAUAGGGCAAAAAGGUGAAUAUACUGCAUACAUUGUAUAAAUGAUUUAAGUAAGAUUUAGGAAAAAAGAAAAACAAGGAAAUGUGAUUUUCGCUAAAUAUACAACACUUAUAUUGAAAGGAAAUAAAAAAAAAACAAUAUGACUAUGUGAGACAAGCAGACGUAAGAAAACAGAAAAAGUAUAUUGCUAUGCAGAGUAGAAUAAAACUCAAAAUUAAUGAUGAAUAUAA